ACCCAUCACAUGAUCCAUACCACUGUGUAGGCCAUAUUUGACAGAGGCUGAGUAGUGUGGUGUAGUGCGUGUGGAGUCUGGUGGGUGAUUGUUCAGAAAAUACUCAGCAAAAAUGGCGUUAGGAGAAGAUCGUCCAAUCUACGGCCCUUUCUUUGGAGUAAUGGGGGCUGCAUCUGCAAUAAUUUUCAGCUCUCUGGGAGCAGCAUACGGAACUGCGAAGUCCGGUACGGGUAUUGCAGCGAUGUCUGUAAUGCGACCAGAGCUGAUUAUGAAGUCUAUAAUCCCCGUUGUCAUGGCUGGUAUCAUCGCAAUUUACGGCUUGGUCGUAGCAGUAUUGAUAGCAGGAGCUCUUGAGGAGCCCGCCAGCUACACUUUAUUUAAGGGAUUUGUCCACUUGGGGGCAGGAUUGGCCGUCGGAUUUAGCGGGCUGGCAGCAGGAUUUGCUAUCGGCAUCGUAGGCGAUGCUGGAGUUAGAGGAACUGCUCAACAACCACGUCUCUUUGUAGGAAUGAUUUUGAUUCUCAUUUUCGCUGAGGUGUUAGGUCUUUAUGGACUUAUUGUCGCUAUCUACUUGUAUACCAAAUAAAUUGCCCUUUGGUAAACGUGUUUCCAUCAGUCAUCUGCAUGAAAGAUUUUGUUCGUGGAAGUCAUCUUAUUGUGAAUCAUGCCUUCAUUGUGAGUUGACUUCCUACAGCAGCCACCUCGUUUACAAUUUGACACUUGGAUGAAAAGUAGCACAAUGUAUGUAAUGUGGCAUAUUUCGAAAUUAGGCAGUUUGGUGCUUCAGUUUGAAAGAAGCAGCAGUUCGUUAACCCAUAAAUCAUCGGAUAAUUUUGUUACUUUGUAUAUACUCUAUGAAAACUUUUUUUUUAAACUGUUUGAUGUAUAUAACUGUUGAAACUGCACAAUCGUUUUGUUUAAAACUGUGCUCGUAUCAAAAGUUGUAGAGAUUUUUUUUGCAAAAAGCUGCAGUGUUUUACAUGGGCAUGUUAAUUAUUUGGUGCAAAAUGGUAUUGUUACCGACUUUGAAAAAAUUUAAUAAAUAAAUUGUGGUGUCUUUAGUCAGGGUGUGAAAUAGCAUAGAAUCAUUAAGACUCAGUGAACGCGGUUUACAUUCCAUUAAGUCAUUAGGUGUUAAUUUAUCGUCACUGACAUUGCCAGGGAAGACAGUUACUUGAGGCAAUUUGUACAUGCUGAAGGACCUGUGAUAUUAUUUUACUUAUUGGUCCCUGGUAGUUUAAAAGUUCAGUAUUUAUAUUGGACACAAAUUCUGCCCCAGUUAUUGAUGCUGGAGUAGUAUUUGUGGCAACUGAUAUGGCAUGUUCUAUGAGAAAGGUCACCAGAGGAAAAUUGUGCCUGCCCAAGUAAUCUUUCUUUGAUAUGCAGACGUUGUUUGAAUCUCCACUAUACAUUAAGCAUAUGUGUGAAUAUGUAGUAUAGUGUGUGUGUGUGUGUGUGUGUGUGUGUGUGUGUCAGAAUGAUAGUCAAUGAAUUGUAUGUAUAGGUAGUGUAAUUUCAAACUGCAUCUUAUUUGUACAUGUUGGUUAUAGUGAAAAUGUAUUUAACUUGGGUGAAGGCUGAACAUUUUCAUUCCAGUAGUUGAGAUUAGAUCUUUUUGAAUGUAAAUAAAUCAAGAUUUCCUUGUAAAGUGCCCUUUCCAAUUUUUGUGUAAUUGGAGCCAUAUGGUCUUUUUUUUCCAAAGUAAAGCCUUCAAAAUCCCUGUUCAGAGCAGUUAAGAUUUUAGCAUUGUACAAUAGUGUUAAAUUGAGACAGCAAUGGGAAUUGUGUAUGUGACAAUGCUUACUACAAACAUUAGCAACUUUGUAUGAAAGUGUGAGCCGUUAAAUAUUGGAUACCUAACUGUUGUGUAAAUACAGACUACUUGGAAUUUAAACUGCCUUCAUUUAACUCUCCUUUUCUACAUAUGUUUUGAAGUAACUGUUAGCAUUUUUUCACUGUACUUCUGUGGCUGUCUGGAAUGGAAAUGGGAAUGACAAGGGUGACAGUUACAAGCACUUUCAGAUCAGCCAUGUAACUGAAAAUCUUUUGUAAAGACCAGUGGCAAAGCAUUGCUGCAUUACUAUUUUGAGUUUUUGCAAGCUAUGGUUUUUAUUGUAUUCAUUCUGAUGACACUCUAACCUUAAUACAUUUUGUCAAAAUAUUGAAUACAUUAAAAUUAGAUAGAAACUCACCUGAAAAUAUAGUAAACCAAGCUGUUAGAUUCCUUUGUAUUGCAAGUUGUUGGUAUUCUGCAUCUACUUUUUGUACAAUUGGUAAGUUUCUGAUUAAUUAAAAUGAUCAUGAGUUACUUGUAGGCAGAAAAGAUGGUACAUUGUCCACAUGUGAGGUUUGUGUUCAUAAUUGAGGGCAAGACACAUUGCAUAAAACUCUCAAAUAUUAGUCUAAGUAGCAGUGAUUGCUAAGGUGUAAUUCUCAGCCCAUAAAGUCAAAUGAAUUGUACAACUGGAAAUAAACUGUUAUAAAACCA
Messenger RNA from Schistocerca piceifrons (Central American locust), 2488 nucleotides. RefSeq names its product V-type proton ATPase 16 kDa proteolipid subunit c. Gene Ontology annotation, molecular function: proton-transporting ATPase activity, rotational mechanism. The record is from RefSeq and is a predicted model, not a curated record. Gene Ontology annotation, cellular component: proton-transporting V-type ATPase, V0 domain. NCBI's taxonomy places the organism in Eukaryota, Metazoa, Arthropoda, Insecta, Orthoptera, Acrididae. The transcript has 3 exons. Bases 113 to 586 code for a protein of 157 amino acids. Gene Ontology annotation, biological process: proton transmembrane transport.